GUACUUCGAAAGUGCGCGCACAUUUAUUAUUUAGGCUGCAUUCCGAUAUUCACUGUCAGUACUGCAAAUCUAUAUUUUACGUCACGUAUACUAUAGUUACUGAAAGUUGCUGACAGCUGACAUAGUGAAUUUCGGAAUGCAGCCAAAACUCGGAGCCGGCUUUGCACGCGGUCGUGCCCGCAACAGCAACGUUAUCGUCAUAUGAUUUAUAGGCUAAAUAAUAAAUAAAACAAGCUGCGGGAUGAUCAGGAAUAAUCUAUGGAGACUGGGUCUCCUCGUCAGGCGAUGCCAAUAUUGUCGUUCUUCGCUGAGAGCGACGUCGAAAUGCUCCGCGAGGCUUGCCGAGCGAUCUGUCUCGAGUCAAGUUAGUGCGCGAUUCGUCAGGAAUACAAGUCGAUGGUGGCGGCUCGGCGUCCCAACUGGAGUCGGCUUCUCGCUGCUCGCAGCAACGCAAUGGAACUACCUGCACAAGCACGGGUAUCCCGUUGACGUGGACGACAGGCCGGAACUGCUGAAUGACGUUAUAGCGACGUGCUACUGUUGCCUGCCGUUGAGGACGACCAGCAGGAUAUGGGGCUGGCUGACGAGCAUCGAGCUGCCGGUCGGCCUGAGGCCGACGCUCUACGGGUUCUACGCGAACAUCUUUCACGCCGACCUGGACGAGGUGGAGCUGGAUCUGUCCGCGUUUCCGAAUCUGGUGGAAUUUUUUGUCAGAAAGCUCAAACAAAAUGCAAGACCAAUCGCUCAGAAUGCAAAUAUGACUUCUCCUGCGGACGGUAAAGUGCUUUAUUUUGGACCGGUGACUUCCUGCCGCGUGGAGCAAGUAAAAGGAGCGACGUACGAUCUCAGGCAGUUCCUGGGCGACCCGAACGGUUUCACGUUGAACCAAAUCGCAAAAGAAACGAUGCAGAAGGACGAUUACGUUAAUUCCCUACUGAAGAAUCCAGAUAAUAGACUGUAUCAAUUGAUCGUUUACUUGGCACCGGGUGAUUAUCAUCGAUUUCACAGUCCUACCGAUUGGAAUAUAAAAUUCCGACGGCACUUUCCAGGAAAGUUGCUGAGCGUCAAUCCGAAGGUGCUGAAAUACCUGCCCAACUUGUUCUCGUUGAACGAACGCGUUGUGUACGUCGGGGAAUGGGCGGGCGGCUUCAUGGCUUACGCGGCGGUCGGGGCAACGAACGUGGGCUCCAUACGCGUCUACUGCGACCGAGAAUUGGCGACCAAUACGGUACACUGGCCGGAAACCGUGCAUUGGAAGGAAGCGUGUUUAGGUUGCGCGCGUGUCGCCAAAGGCGAGCUGUUCGGCGAAUUCAGACUCGGAUCAACGAUCGUGCUUCUGUUCGAGGCGCCGCGAGACUUUCAAUUCUGCCUGCAGAUCGGUCAGACCAUUAAGGUCGGGCAGGCAUUGAGCGCGCUUUCCGUCGUCGACGAGUCUGACGAAAAACAGAUCAAACGACAGCAUCUGAUCAUGAACGUAGCGCAGGAUUGGAGAGAUAUAUGGAAGCCUAGAGUAUAAGAAACAGUACAAUUAAGUAGGAAUUAUUCUAAUUUUACUGGAGACUGUAAAGAGACGUUUUUUGACACUUUGCACACUCUCGCGUCUUUGAGGUCGAAACGUAGGCGCAAUAAAGAGAACACUAGAGUUACGAGAACUCUAGAGACACAGUUUUCUCGAGUGAGUAUCGAUCCUGUGAUUGCUUCUGUACGUAGCCGUGUUCGUGCGCGAGAAAAAUCGUCAUUUCAUGCGGGUCUAUCGGAGAUUACAUGUAAAUACAUCUCCCUGCUAAUUACGCUCGUUCGUUACUUUAAUUGCGUGAUACUGUGAUAUCACGCGAAAGAUUGGUUUAUAGUAGAUCUGACACAGUUGAUUUAUUGCUGCGACCGGGUACGCAGACGUGUCUUGCCUGUAUGUGGGGACUGGGACUUUUAUGCGAUUACGACGAAAAACUAUUGAGGGAGCCCCUUAAUGUAAGGAAACAUAUUUCUCUUUCUCCCUUGUGCGUCACCACCGAUAGAGGUCGGAUCGUAAACUGUUUUAGUUGCAUGCCAAAUCGAUCUUUGUUUGCAGUUAAGUCGGCCGGUCAAGGCCGCUAGGUGAAACACUUUCCUCAAUUAAAGCUCUAACUUCUUUUUUAAACCAGAAAAGGUUUACACACAGGCAUGUCGCGUAUCUUGAAUCUCCGCGCGUAUAUGAAGCACUGUGGUCUUGCUGACCCGGUUAUAUUUUUAUAGCAGUAUUUUUACCAGUAUUAAUGUUACUUCUGGAAAAUAUUCGAAUUCAAUCAUUGUACAUCCCUUGCCUCGGCUUGUUCCAGCGCGCGCGAACAUGACUCCGCACUUUCGGCCAGAAUUAAUUAUAAUACGAAUGCUUAUAAUCGCGCGGAUAUAUUUUAUGACGUAUCUAUUUUAUGAUAUAUAAAUAAUAAAAAGACCAAUUAUGGAGAGUACCACAUA
This is a messenger RNA of Temnothorax curvispinosus, 2454 nucleotides long. RefSeq names its product phosphatidylserine decarboxylase proenzyme, mitochondrial (gene Pisd). Gene Ontology annotation, biological process: phosphatidylethanolamine biosynthetic process. The transcript is spliced from 5 exons. Gene Ontology annotation, molecular function: phosphatidylserine decarboxylase activity. Lineage: Eukaryota; Metazoa; Arthropoda; Insecta; Hymenoptera; Formicidae. Gene Ontology annotation, cellular component: mitochondrion. The record is from RefSeq and is a predicted model, not a curated record. Bases 242 to 1516 code for a protein of 424 amino acids.